Messenger RNA from Lodderomyces orthopsilosis Co 90-125, 1137 nucleotides. RefSeq lists its product as uncharacterized. Lineage: Eukaryota; Fungi; Ascomycota; Pichiomycetes; Serinales; Debaryomycetaceae. Bases 1 to 1137 code for a protein of 378 amino acids. The record is from RefSeq and is a predicted model, not a curated record. The transcript has a single exon.
AUGGCGGACUCUCAGUCUACAAUCAGCUCCGAAGCUCUGAAUAGAUCACUAGUUUCAGAAUAUGGCAAUAUUGAUGACAACCUUAUGACCCCAUCUGAUGUGGACAUAUUCAAUGUCUUUGUUAACUCAGCUUUUGAGCCAGUAAUUCCUAGUAUAACACACUUUAUAUCUAUUAUGGAGUUCAAAGAAUGGAUAUUUAGACGUGUCUUUACUAUGGUGAACUUGAUUGGUUUAGCUACAACAUUUAGAAUCAAAUCAGUAGCUUACUCUUUUAGCUGCAACUUUUUCAGGCCCUACUGGAAGCGUUAUUUUAAUUCAAAUUUCUCCCAAUCACUGAUUUUGAGUCGUUUGUUUUUAUUAGAAAUGGAACACAGGUAUGUGAGUUGGAUGAUAUCAUGGGAGAAUCAAAGGGAACAAGAAAGAAAAGGAAAGGUCGAGAAAUUGCAAGAGGAGGUGCAAAGAACGAAUGAACAAAAGCAACAUCUGACCCUUCAAGAACAGGGCCAAGAUCUUCGUUUUACCGAAAUGCAGCGGACCAGAAAUGAGUAUUUUAGCCUAGAUUUGAAUGAUGUGCGUAUGGAAAUAGAGCAGAGCUCCCAAGAAUAUUUGGAUGAUCAAAUAGCACAGAGUUCUAGAGUUGAGUGUCAGGACUUUAUAUUUUAUUUGUCGCCAAACCAAUGGAUAGCUAGCACGACGGAGCAAGAAAACACAGGCAAUCGGCAACAUAGAGUUGUAGAAAGAUUCAGGCAAGGAAUAACACGACUUGAACGCCAAUGGCAGCACAUUACCUUUGAUUCUAUGCUCCACAGGCUGAGACGAUAUUUUGAUUAUAGGGAGCAACCACUUUUCCGAGAAACACCUGCAUUUAUGCCAUUAGUUUCGCAUUUCUUGCCUUCCCCAUACUGGAUGCCAGUUAUGCCCCCCGAUAGGAUCUUUAGUGAGUCCAGACCACCCAUGGUGUUAGAGCAUGAUGAAGUGAAUGAUUUUAGCCCUAGUCUAAGACCUUGGCUUUUGUGCUCACUGAGUAUUGAACUGAGUAUAGAUGAUUUACCACGAUACACCUUGACCCCUAGAAAUGAUGAAAACCUUUACACUUUCCCAGGCGGUUUCCCUCCUGAUUACCAUAGUAUGAUCUGA